AGCAACUCUAUCGAGUUUAAGCAAAUGCAUAAAGUCAGCUUCCAGAACUAUUUAGCAAAAUUCUUUUAGUGCACUGAAGGAGACAGAAACCUUGCAACAAGAUGAACAUCGAAGUGGUUGAUUUUGGUGCAGCUGGCUUAGGGAAACCUGAGCCCUCAGCCACUGAAAUGGAGCAAAUAUCCAAAGAGAUCAUAAGAGCCUUCAGAGACAUUGGGUUUGUGUAUCUGAAAAAUACUGGAAUUGAAGAUCAAACUGUGUUUAGAAUGAUGGACAUCAGCAAGAAUUUCUUUCAGCUUCCGAAAGACAUUAAACAACAAUAUGCUCGUAUAGUGGACUGUGAGAUUCCAAGCCAAGGGUGGAUUGAAUUAGAAAGUUUAAACUCCACAAACUCUGAAGACCUGAAAGAAGUUUUUAAUCUAAUAUCGCUGUCUGAAAGUCAUAACUGGCCUGUUGACCAUGAUCCUGAGUUUACAAGGAGUAUGGAAUCAUUCUUCAAAGCCUGUUGGCAGCUGUCUGUCCGAGUCAUGAAAAUUAUUGCACUGGGUCUGGGCCUGGAGAGUGAUUUCUUUACGAGCAAACACAAACGAAUUGGGAGUAAUCAAAAUCCUACAACUUUGAGAACUGCAUACUACCCACAAAUACAGAGAUCCUCUGUGAAGGAAAAUCAAGUGCGAUGUGGAGAGCAUUCUGAUUAUGGGACAUUCACCUUACUCUUUCAAGAUAAGAACGGAGGGUUGGAGGUCAUGCACAAGUCUGGCCAGUUCAUUGCUGCUCCCUACAUUCCAAAUACUGUUCUACUCAACAUAGCUGAUACCCUACAAAGGUGGUCAGCUGACACACUGAUUUCCACGAAACAUAGAGUUCCAAUUCCACAGGCUGAUGACAUGCUGAACAAACCUCGACGGUCGGUGGCAUUCUUUGUUCAUCCAGAUCAUAAUGCAUCACUUGAAUGCUUUGGAGGAUUGGACAAGUACUCACCUAUCACCUCUCUUCAGUUCCUAAAGGAGAAUUAUGGUAAUUUAUUUAUAAGGGAUUCUUAUCCAACAAGUGAUUGAACAAGAUGGCAUCCACUGGACAUGCAUGAAUAUUUUUCAAGUUGCAAAUUUAAGUUAAUUAAAAGGAGUUAUCAAAGUAUUAAUGAGUUUAUUAGAAUAGCAGAAUACAAAAAUCAUUCAACUCAUAGGUUUUCUCUUAAUUUGAUAAAUUACCAAUUUCUGAAGCAUUGCAUACAACAGUGAAAAAUUAAGAAAAUUAGAGAUCAUUAAUUGGGUUGUUACCAGAUAAUGCCUAGUUGCAAAGAGAAAUCUAUUAUUGUUAUUGAUGUUAUAUGAUAACUAAAACAAAAAAGCCAAAAUCUCUUCAAAUGCUAUACUUUGAAUACACCUUUCUGAAUUUAUGGAAAUUAAUUCCUCACAAAUAUUUAAAUGACAUUAUUAAUAAAAGCUCAAUUUAAAAGGAAA
Chiloscyllium plagiosum (whitespotted bambooshark) is the source of this 1460-nucleotide messenger RNA. RefSeq lists its product as uncharacterized. The record is from RefSeq and is a predicted model, not a curated record. Lineage: Eukaryota; Metazoa; Chordata; Chondrichthyes; Orectolobiformes; Hemiscylliidae.